AUGUCAUCUCAGGUUACAUUCGCUAUACCACAUGAAGACGAGAGGAGCGAGAAGUUAUCUACAGACACUGUACGGAUGUCUGACAAGUCACUCGACUACGAUCCUAACAACCCUACACUCUACUAUCCCUUUCUUGAAGUUGCUUCAUCAAUCCAGCCACGUCCAUUACCGGAACCGAUGGGAUCUUGUCCAUCGCCGCCUCCUCGCCAUCCGGACCAUACAUUCGACCCGACUCAAGUAUCGCCUCCUUGCUCCCCGAAGACCCUGCGUCCCAACUCGUCUCUUUUCGGUACGCCGCUUAAACCGCGAGGGCCUAGGCCAGAUCCCUCACCUCCUCGUGCCACGUCUCCGCGUUCCCCAAUUAGCAAAACUCCGAAGUCUGGGGAUAUGGACGGCCCGUAUGCUCUGACGGGUCUGCGCACAAAGCCUCGGCGUGACGUUCGCAAGACCGUCGCCGCGCUCCGGCGCAUGAACUCUGACGCGAAUGAUUCCAGCCGCUCAAGCCGCCGCUAUCUCAUGAUGGGACGGGAAAAGAACAAGGUCCGAGAACGCGAAGACACAAACACGAACAACGAGAUCGAGGGCGUCGGGCUAGGUAUCGGCAUCGCGCUGGGCAACGAAAGCUGCAUGAGUUUCGCAGAGCUGGCGAUGACGGGGCACGCCAGCAUUUUCGGCAGCAAAGAGUACGACGAAGGCAGAGACAGCGUCACAGGCGAGGACCACGGCUUCUGGACUAACAACCUCGGCAGCACAGAGCAAGACAGAGAAAAAGAACCCAACCUCUCGUCCUCGAUCAUGCAGACGCCGACCUCGAAGCUAGCUCAACAAACGGCUCCACCCCCGGCGGUGCCGUCAUCAGCCCCCUCGUCGUCCAAGACAAGCAGCCACGUCCGCAAGCGCAGCCACGGCCGCCACAACAGCCGCUCAACCUCACGCCCGCAGUCGCAAUCGCAGUCCCAGCCGCAGUCGCGCGCACAAACCCCCUCUGCCCCAUCCUCCCAGCCACAAACGCCCUUCCAGAAAAAAGCAAACGCGGCGCGCCACAGCCACCACCGCAGCAAGAGCAGCAGCACCAGCGCCAGCGCCAAGAAGCAUAGCUACGUGUUUGUAGACGGGGACCUGGACAGCGACGCCGAGAACCGGGCCGCUGGGAACUGGGGUGUUGGCACCGCGGCUGCCAAAAGCGCUUCCAGUACUUCUCUGGGAGUAGCGACGAGCGCGCUGGAGACGCCGGCCGAGAAGCGCGCUAAGCGCCGCGCUACGGGCCGCGGCGUCCUUACGCCCAAGGUCCAGGUUUUUGUGCAGCCGCCUACGAGCGAUGUCAAGGCGACACCGGGGAGCUUGUAUGAUGCGCAGGGGUUUUUGAAGUAG
Aplosporella prunicola CBS 121167 is the source of this 1371-nucleotide messenger RNA. RefSeq lists its product as uncharacterized. Lineage: Eukaryota; Fungi; Ascomycota; Dothideomycetes; Botryosphaeriales; Aplosporellaceae. Bases 1 to 1371 code for a protein of 456 amino acids. The record is from RefSeq and is a predicted model, not a curated record. The transcript has a single exon.